This is a messenger RNA of Salvia hispanica, 570 nucleotides long. The record is from RefSeq and is a predicted model, not a curated record. NCBI's taxonomy places the organism in Eukaryota, Viridiplantae, Streptophyta, Magnoliopsida, Lamiales, Lamiaceae.
AUGGCGAGUAGUCGUGCGGGUGGUAGUGGCGGAGGCGCUAGUGAUAGUGAUGGCUUUAGUGAUGAUGAAUUCGAUCUCGCCGUGCAAGCGGCGAUUGAUCGACGGAUCCGGCAGAGGCAGCAGCGGCGGCAGCAGGCGGCGGCGGCCGUGCCUCGGCCAAUCCAUCGCCGACGGCAUGUACCCCGGGACCACAUUGCUGCACAUCACCGGUUGUAUGCGGACUACUUUGCUCCAGAGCCGCGUUUUGGGGAUGCCUUAUUCCGCCGACGUUUUCGGAUGCAUCGUCCUCUGUUUAUGCAUAUCGUUGGUGCAUUAGAGAGGAGGUACGAGUUUUUCAGAAUCAGGGAGGAUGCGGCUGGCAAACCCGGGCACACGCCAAUACAGAAGUGUACGGCCGCGAUCAGGCAACUGGCGUACGGAGGCCCGGCCGACAUGUUCGACGAGUACCUCCUUCAUUGGGGAGUCUUCAGCCGUCGAGUGUAUGUUGGAGUUUUGUGCGGGCGUAAGAGCGAUAUUCGGGGAUCGGUAUCUUCGGCGUCCGAGCCCCGAAGACUGCCAGCGGCUGAUUAA